Guillardia theta CCMP2712 is the source of this 861-nucleotide messenger RNA. It is a transcript of the gene STX5, whose product is annotated as syntaxin 5. The transcript has 14 exons. Bases 1 to 861 code for a protein of 286 amino acids. Gene Ontology annotation, molecular function: SNARE binding; SNAP receptor activity. The record is from RefSeq and is a predicted model, not a curated record. NCBI's taxonomy places the organism in Eukaryota, Cryptophyceae, Pyrenomonadales, Geminigeraceae. Gene Ontology annotation, biological process: vesicle fusion; intracellular protein transport; endoplasmic reticulum to Golgi vesicle-mediated transport. Gene Ontology annotation, cellular component: endomembrane system; Golgi membrane; SNARE complex.
AUGAGCGAGGGAAGCGUCAGGGACCGGUCCAGGGAAUUUUUCCUCACAUGCCAAACGGAGCGAGAAAGGCUGGAGAAUUCUGCGCUAAGCCACAGGAAGCGUUUCUCACAGAAAGCAGCACAAAUUGGAAAGGAUAUUCACCGAACUGCCGAGAAGCUAGCGAAGCUGACGAAACUGGCGAAGAGCAAGUCGUUGUUCGAUGAUCCAGCGACGGAGAUCUCUGAGCUUUCCUACAUCAUCACUCAGGACAUUCAGCGUCUCAACGAGGACCUCGAGGAGCUAUCAAACAUACAUAGCAUAGAAAACCCUCCCAAUGCUCAAAGCAACGAGCAUGCAGGCUCCGUCAAGAAGUGCUUGCAGUCCAAUCUCAAGACCACAGCAGAGAAGUUUGCGGCUGUGCUGCAGAUGAGAUCGGAAAAUUUGCAAAGACAGCAAGACCGACGGAAUGAGUACUCGUCUGCGAAGUCUUUCGCGGUUUCAUCGCAGCCGUCCUUCCUCAGGGAGGGCGAGCACACAGACUCGCACGCUAACGGAGGGGAGGUUGUCAUCGAGCUGGGCAUGCCGAUGCAGGAUCUGACACAGGAGUACGCGGAAUCUCGCGCGCUCUCCGUGCAAGACAUUGAGAAGUCUAUCAAUGAGCUGGCGUCUGUGUUCUCAAAGCUGGGAGAGAUGGUCUCGCUCCAGCAGGAGCAGAUCGAGAGGAUCGACACCAACAUGGACGAGGCUCUUCACCACGUGGAUCAGGGACACACUCAACUCAUGAAGUACUACCAGACCCUGACAUCAAACAGAGGGCUCAUGGCCAAGAUCUUCCUGGUCCUCCUCAUCUCAAUGGUCCUCCUCAUCAUAUUUGGAACAUAA